Molecule: messenger RNA, 1577 nt
Organism: Sphaeramia orbicularis (orbiculate cardinalfish)
Lineage: Eukaryota; Metazoa; Chordata; Actinopteri; Kurtiformes; Apogonidae
Gene: rpusd1
Product: RNA pseudouridine synthase domain containing 1
Exons: 6
Coding region: 106-1050 (314 amino acids)
Biological process (GO): enzyme-directed rRNA pseudouridine synthesis
Molecular function (GO): pseudouridine synthase activity; RNA binding
Source: RefSeq, a predicted model, not a curated record
GUAGAAGAAGAAGCAACUUCCGCGCAUCUUCUGGUACCACUUGUGGUUUGUUUACAUCUGUGUGAUUUCAUGGAGAUAUUCACUUUCUUAUGGGCUGCAUGAAUUAUGUCAGAACAGGUGAUGACCACAGAGCCUGCCAGUCUGGAGAGCCUUCGGGUUCUGUACCAAAGUGAUGACUACAUCGUGGUAGACAAACACUGGGACAUUCGCAUUGACAGCAAGAUGUGGUAUGAAAAACUCACUGUGCAGGCACAACUUCGACACCACUUCCCCAAACUGGCAGACCCCAGCACCUACUAUGGAUUCAGGUUCUGUCAUCAGCUGGAUUUUUCCACCAGUGGAGCUCUUUGUGUUGCCCUCAAUAAGGCUGCUGCUGGCCAGGCUUAUCGCUGCUUCAAGGACCGCACUGUCACCAAAGCCUACCUCGCUCUGUUACGUGGCUGGGUGGAGGAAGAAACACAAACACUGGACUUCUCCAUUGGGAAAAACUCCACCGAGGGCAAAACACACAUGAUGUGUGUUGAAGGAACAGAAGGUUGUGAGAACCCGAAGCCCUGCCGGACUGAGCUGACAGUGUUGGAGUAUGGGUUGUAUGAUGGAGACCCUGUGACUAAGGUGCUGCUGCAGCCACUCACAGGUCGGACCCAUCAGUUAAGGGUCCACUGCAGUGCAAUAGGUCACCCCAUCGUCGGGGACUUCACCUACAGCUCCGGAGCAGACGACUCGCCGUAUCGCAUGAUGCUGCAUGCCCACCUGCUCCACAUUCCCCUGCAACCCCAGCCCCUACUGGUCUCAGCUGAAGACCCUUUUGUUCCUACUGUAGAUCCCAAGUGGCUCCCGCAGCGCUCAUUACGAACACUUAAAGACACUGUGGAGGUUCUGCUGGAGCACAGACUGGAGGAGGAGAGGAAGGUCGAAGAGGAGGCGAAAGAGAAAGCAAGGAGGGAGGAGGAAAGAAGGAAAGCGAACAAGAAAGAGAGAUUUGAGGAGGAGAGUGAGGAGCAGAGGAGGCAGUGUCAAGAGUGGCUGAGUCAGUGGGCUGGAGAUUAAUGGGGGCCUCUAAGGAUGUUUUUUAUUUAUUUUUUUAUUUAUUUUAGCUGUUUACGUAUGAUGCCUGUUAAGCAUGUGUGCUCAAAUCCGCUGAUCACCUGCACUCUAUAAAAAAUGAAAUGGAAGCAGGAUAUCUGCAGGUCUUAAAAAAUUCUAUUGAGCCUUACAAGUCAUUGAAUAGGCUUGAACUUGAAAUUGCGGGGCCUUAAUAUCCAUGAACAUUCUUGUGAAUUUCAUUAAGCAGCAUGGUCUGUGAAAGGAAAGUCUGUAUUUCUGAUGUUAUAAAUCAUUAACCAAUUGAUCAAUAAAGCUAAAUAUGAUCAUUUUACUAAUAUGGAUCAACCCAACUCACUAUAACAACCACAUUCAUGCAUAAAAUCUACCUCUUCAUGGGACCAUAUAAUAAUACAAAGCCAUAAUAACUCAUGCAUAUGUAUUUAUCCGUUAUGCUAGGGUAAUAAAAAAAAAAAAGGUGACUUACACAGACACUCAAAUUCUUACGUUCUGUUAUUGAAGCAUCUUGAAGC